AUGGUGACCAAUACCGGCGUGAAGGAGUAUAGAUUACAGGAUUUGGUGAAUGAGAGAUAUAAUGAUGAGAGUCCAAUUGUAUAUACAAAAUACGAUGGAUAUGAAGGUGACAUAGGGUAUUUGGGUGAUAUAAACAAUUGGCAAGAGGUCACUUUCAAUAAUCUUAAUGGAGCAUCCACAAGUUUUUAUGUUGUAUAUAGAAAAGAUGGUUCUACGUGGGAGGGAGAGGACAGGGGUUAUAUAGCUAUAAAGGACGGACAACCUGCAGAAAAGCCUGAGUACUGGAAUGCUUAUUGGGAUUCCGGUGGUGAAAUCUAUUAUGGAGGUUGGGAUGAAUCUACAUAUGUACCAUCACAAUAUCCUGGUAGGUCGUAUAGUUGUUAUAUGUCAAACGGCAACAAAGGUGUUGGCAAUACCUAUUCAUAUAUUCGUAUAGAAUUUACAGGUAUACCAGAUUUUACUAUAUACAUCAAUUCUUAUGCGGAAUCAUCUUAUGAUUAUACGGUGGCCGGACAAUUGGAUACUGCACCAUAUGGCGGAAUAGAUUCUUAUGAUAAUAGACCAAUUAGUGAGUUGUCCUCUAAUUUUGGUACGGGUGGUGCUAAAGCUCAUACAUCAGGAAAACAAGCGGCCCCAGAUAAUGCAUUUACAUCAAAUUAUUGGACCGAAGUGAAAUAUCCAAAUGACGGUGGAUUCCAUUUCAUAUAUGUCGUAUACAGGAAAGACGGGAGUGUGGAUAGAGAUUAUGAUAGGGGGUUUGUUUUGAUUGCCGAUGAUGGUCAUCCUCUUUUUAACACUCCUUCCUCACAAUAUCCUCAGGAUGAAAUUUGGUAUUGGACUACAACCGGUAACAAGAUUAAUUUUCCUAGUAAUUGGACUGUUGAUGGGUAUGGAAUAAGUGUGGUUAGCAAUCAAGAAGAUCCUACUCAAAGUGGGAAAUGGAUAUUGAAAUUCAAUGAUGUUGUUGCUGCUAUAGCUUAUGAAGCGUUUGCUUAUUAUACACUCAACAACAAUAAUACUUUGACAAAAAUAUGGAUACCUCAAUCUUGUAGUUUUAUUGGUGAAUUUGCGUUUGACAACCAAACCAAUUUAAGUGAGGUAUAUAUUGGAAAUGAUGACAGUAAUCUUAAUAAGGAUAUAUCUUUGGAUAGGUUUGUAUUUUUUAGAUGUAGUAAUUUGAGAAAUGUUUAUUUGGAAGGAUAUAAUAGUGGUUCAUUCGAUGAGCCCAAUAUUUUUAUGAACUGUACAGCCGGAGGAGCUAGUAGUUAUGGUUGUGCGAUAUGCUGUACAGAUAAUAAUUUAUGCCAUCAAAUAAUAGACGAGUAUACAGAGUACAACUAUGAUGGGACCGGAAGCAAUUACUAUGCCCAACAACACCCAGUGAGAUGCACAGGUGUGACUGGUGGUGCCGUUGGAUUUACGAAUGUCGAUAAUAAUUAUGAUGAUUUUGAACCCCAUGAUAAAGAUGUACUGAUACUUGAAGACAAUCCGGUUGAUUAUAAGAUUCAACAACAGAUAAGGCUUGGUGGAAAUUGCUAUUUCAAAUGGAAGAGACUUUCUCCGGAUGAAUAUGUUGAAUAUCACAAGUCUUGCGAAGACAAGGAUGUGGAUUACUUUAUGUUUACCGAUGAUGUGAAGGAUGGUGAGGUUGAAAGAGAUGGUUGGAAACUCAUCAAGGGAAUUGACCUUCCUAAAGAUUUGGUUGACUAUUUUAAUUCAGAUAAUAGACUUAUUAUAAAUUGGGUUGAUGGGGAAAAUACCAAGACUAUGAAGAAAGUUUUUCCCAUUUUGAAGUAUUUGAAAGAUGAUGAUAUCAUAAUCAAUAUUGAUGAUGAUGCCCUUAUACCAAGAGAAUUUAUUAAAAAUAGAUAUGAUGAAUUCAUUAAGACAGGAUUACCAAUAACUAGUUGCAAUAACCCCAAAUGGCACUAUGUGAAGAAAGAACUUGGUGUGUGGUCAUGUGGGGCAGGAAGCAUUUUUAGAAAAAAGAUGUUGAGAGGGUAUGAGGAGUUUAUGAAUGACAAACUCAUACAUUGUUAUAAUGAUGACUGGUGUUAUACCACAUUGCUAUGGUUGAACGGAUAUAAGUUUAGACCUUGCACAUCAUAUUCUAUGCAGAAUGGUUCUAUUGAUAAGAAUAGUACUAAAUUGAAGAAAUAUAAUGAUAUAGAACCAAUGGGCAAAACCCAUCAGUAUGUGGAUCACUCCAAUAUGUAUGACCUUCUUGAUGAAAGGAUUAAGCAAAUGUUUGGUGUUUCGUUUGAUAAAGCAUUCAAUGCAUUUGGUAACAGGCAUGACUGUGUAAUGGUAUAUGGUAAGUCCGGUGUUAAUUCUGAAGAGAUGACUUGUGGAGACCAUCUGGAAAUAGAAUAUGUCAUUGCAUCUUUGAAGAAGUAUUGUAGUUCUUGGUGUGGAAGGAUUUUUAUAGUUGGAUCCGAACCCCCUAAAGAAAUUAAGGAUGAUGUGAUACAUAUUCCUUGUGAUGACCCAUAUACUCAUUGUAAGGAUGCGAAUAUCAUACACAAGAUAAGGGACUUACUUGAUGUUGUUGUUGGUUUCAAGGAUAGAUUAUCUAAAUAUAAGGAACAAUCUAAAUCUCUUUCAAACCCUGUUGAAAAACCCAAAUCAAGGAUAGAACAACUCAAGGAAGACAUUACAAAUGGGAGGGUGGUCAAGAUGCCAUCACCGAAUGGACUUGGUACUAUGUUUGGAUUAAGAAUUGUGAAGGAAACCUAUCUCGAUUCUCUUCUUUCGGAGAUAGAUUCUUUGAAAAACACCUGCAUUGCUCUCAAGGAUGAGAUUGCAGAACUUGAGAAAAGACCAACACUUCUCACAGAUGUUGCUGAGACACCUCUCAAGGAAGAGAAAAAGGUAAGGAAGACCGUCAAGAAGACGGAUGGAAAAACAACAAGACUUAUGAAAAAGUUUACAGGAACAGUCAAUGGGAAGUCUUUUGAUAAUGAGGAGGACUUCAAUGCGGCAGCAGCCGAGGCAAUCAAGUCAAAUGAUGGAAAUCUUACCAUCUCAUCAUAUUACUCUUAUGUUGAGGAUACCGAGACAAAGGAAGAGGAUGUGAAGGAGGAUGAGAAGGAUGUGAUUCUCACCAAGGAGGAUUAUUUUCUUUCGGCAGAUGCAAAACCCAAGUGUUACAACGGUACUCUUGACUAUAAUUUUCCGGAGAUUCUCGCGGACAAACUUUCAAAGGCGUCCAACACCGAUGAAAUUCGUACAUCUGUCAAUGGAAAAAUAGGUUAUCUUGGUAAGAGGGAGAAAGAGGUGAGUGCAGAAUCCAAGGACAUACAGAAUGAGAUAGAGCAUCUACAGGAUAGACUCUAUAAGGUUGAUGCGGAUCUCAAGGACAUUUUAGCACAGAGGAGAUAUUACAAUUCAAUCAUAGAUGUGUUGGAUGGUGAUACUCCGGAGGAUUGUGAGAAGUGUGAGGAGAAAAAGUGCAAUUGUGGAAAACCUGUCAAUGGUGAAUUCAAAUCUCUUUUUGAUUUCCUUCGUGAUCUUGGAUUUUGGACAUUUAGAUUUUAA
This is a messenger RNA of Cylicocyclus nassatus, 3537 nucleotides long. NCBI's taxonomy places the organism in Eukaryota, Metazoa, Nematoda, Chromadorea, Rhabditida, Strongylidae. The record is from the annotation of a GenBank genome assembly.